Molecule: messenger RNA, 1833 nt
Organism: Ixodes scapularis (black-legged tick)
Lineage: Eukaryota; Metazoa; Arthropoda; Arachnida; Ixodida; Ixodidae
Product: 4-coumarate--CoA ligase 1
Exons: 10
Coding region: 127-1725 (532 amino acids)
Molecular function (GO): CoA-ligase activity
Source: RefSeq, a predicted model, not a curated record
GUCGCUUGCACCGUAAUCUUACAGAGGCCGUUGGCCUAACGCGUUUAUAUCUUUCUCUUCAGCCGUUUACUUGGUAUUUCUUUCUGGGAAGUAGGAAGUGCGGACCAUUCCCAAGGGCACCCAGACAUGACUACCCUCAUCGCCGAUGGAAUCAUAUCCUCUCCUUCUCCUGAUUUUGAUGCCAAAGGUCACUCCAUGCCCCAGGUUCUAACAGAGUACUUCAACAAGUUCGCGGACAAGGUUGUAGCAGUUGACAAGAACUUGUCUCUGACUGCCGGGCAAUUUCUUUCGAAGAUACGAAGAUAUGCGGCAGGAUUUCAAAAAUGGGGCGUGGCUUCAGGAGUUCGGGUGUGCGCUCAUCUUCACAACGGUGUGGAGAGCAUGGCCGCUGCGCUCGCAGUUGUGUUCGCCGGGGGAACCGUCGUCCUUGCGAAGACUACGCUCGUCUCAAGAGAGCUGCUGUACCAGAUACGAGACAGUGACUGUGGUUACGUUCUGACGGACGAGCGCUGUUCGCGCACGGUCCUGGAAGUCAAAGACACUUGCUCGCUUAAGGUCGUGUUCGUCAUAGGAAACGUCGCCGGGUUUACCAGCAUCCGACAAUUCGAAGACCUCUCUGAAGAUUCCCUCAAGGAGUACGUCCCGUCCGACACAAAGGAUGAGACUGCCGCAGUUAUCUACACGUCGGGAUCCACGGGCCUUCCAAAAGGGGUGGAGAUAUCACACAGCGCAUACGUGUCAGCACUAAUGGCAUUUGAAAUGCUGAAGGUUUGUACCGAAGACGACGUGUACCUGGCAUCGAAUCCCUUGACUCACCUCUCUGGAUUUAUAGUCAGCGGGUUCUGCAUGUGUUACGGAGCUACAGCGGUGUAUCGGGACCCCAGUCUGUCACUUGGGGAGUUCAUCGACGUUAUUGAAAGUCACAAGGUGUCCUUGAUAAUCAGCUUUCCCGUGAAGAUGCAAUCGCUAAUCAACGAGAUACGGCGAACCGGAGCCCGGAUUCCUCGCGUGAAAAAGGUGGCGCUCGGCGGGAGCCUUCUCACAAGGUCGCUGGGCAGCGACGUCUGCGACGUGUUCCGCUGCGAGAGCCUGGUGAACAUCUACGGGCUGUCAGAGCUCACUGGAUAUGCUGCCGCGACGCCCGUCGGACAGGUCACCUUCGAACAUUGCGGAUUUCCCGCUGCCGGUUCUAAGAUCAAGAUCACGGACAUCAACACGGGAACAACCCUGGGACCAUUUGAACAUGGUGAAAUACGUGUACAAAGCAAGUCCGCUAUGAAAUCCUACUAUAAAAAACCGCAAGCCACGGCUGAGGUGCUGGGCCAGGAUGGUUGGAUAAAAACCGGUGACCUCGGCUACUACGACAAAGAGGGUCACCUCUAUUUCGUCGAAAGGCUGAAGGAGAUGAUCAAGUGCAUGGACAACCAGGUGGCACCUGCAGAGUUGGAACAGAUCCUGCUCUCGCACGACGCGGUCAAGGAAGUGGUUGUCGUCGGGGUGCCGAGCCCAAAGUACGGGGAAGCUCCCGCUGCCUGCGUGGUCCUGGACGAUGCUUGCACGCUGCCGAAAGAAGAAACCAAGCAACAAUUGAUAGAACUCGUUGCAGGCCAAACGGCAGUGCACAAGCAUCUCUACGGUGGGGUGAUUUUUGUUGACUUCAUACCCAAAGCUGACAAUGGGAAAGUCAUGAGACGGGAACUCAAGUCGAAAUUUGCGACUCAAUAAACCACGGACUUCGAACACGCAUUUUCUUGUAAAAAUAAGAAGUGUACAAACAAAAUGCGAAGGAUUUUACGUGCUGUAUAAAACCUACGACAACGUCUGCUCUUGGAG